AGUCGUGAGCGGAAGUCUAAACUUCGGCUGAGUUUGAACGCGGAGGAACGUGACUUCCGUGAUGAAGUGAGCUAUAAAUGUCUCGAACAGCGUCAGUUUGAAGCGCUUCGGUCAACCAAUAGUCAGGCUGAGAAGUGUGUGGGUCCAUGAGGAAACUGGAGUAUAAACUUCUCUCGGAACAGCAUGAGUCUACGAGAGAUCAGCGAGAACGUGAAGCUGGCUCGAGAGUAUGCUUUACUUGGAAACUACAGCUCAGCCAGUGUUCUCUACCAUGGGCUGCUGGAACAGAUCAAGAAAUAUAUGUACACUGUGCUGGACAGCAGCGUUCAGCAGAGAUGGCAGCAGCUGUGGCAAGAGAUUAAUGAAGAGAACCGACAGGUUCAGGACAUAAUGUCGACCCUGAAGAGCUUUCAGCUGGACACAGCACCCGCUAAACCCGCUAACCAUGAUGAUUUUGAAAUGAGGCCAGCGCAUGUGGAACCAAGACAUUCUCCUGGUCCCGUCAGGCGUUCUAACUUUCAUAAGGAGAGUAAACCUUUAAACAACCGGCUGAGUGCAGCUGUGAGGCCCCAUCAGAAGCAGUCACCGCGAGGGGCCAACGGGGACAGAAGCAGGGUCUCCAAGGGCAAAGAAAAGAAGGAAUCAAAGGAGGGGAAGGAAGCUGCUGCCAAAGCAAAGGAUGACAAGGAGAAAGAAGUGAAAAAGUUUGAUGGAACAGGAUAUGACAAAGACCUGGUGGAAGCACUAGAGAGAGACAUUAUAUCUCAGAAUCCAAAUGUAAAAUGGGAUGACAUUGCUGAUUUGGAAGAUGCCAAGAAACUCCUGAAAGAAGCGGUCGUGCUUCCGAUGUGGAUGCCAGCUUUCUUCAAAGGCAUCAGGAGACCAUGGAAGGGAGUGCUGAUGGUUGGGCCUCCUGGCACGGGGAAGACUCUUUUGGCCAAGGCAGUAGCUACUGAAUGCAGGACUACUUUUUUCAACGUGUCCUCAUCUACUCUAACCUCGAAGUACCGAGGAGAGUCUGAGAAGCUGGUUCGCCUUCUUUUUGAAAUGGCACGCUAUUAUGCUCCCACAACAAUCUUCAUCGAUGAAAUCGACUCCAUGUGCAGCCGCAGAGGAACUUCAGAGGAACAUGAGGCCAGUAGAAGGGUCAAGGCAGAACUGCUGGUCCAAAUGGAUGGGGUGGGCGGAGCUUCAGAGAACGAUGAUCCAUCAAAGAUGGUGAUGGUGCUUGCUGCUACCAACUUCCCCUGGGACAUUGACGAGGCCCUGAGGAGACGGCUGGAGAAGAGGAUUUACAUCCCUCUGCCUUCAAUUAAGGGGCGAGUGGAGAUGCUCCGGAUCAACCUGAAGGAGCUGGAGCUGGCCAGUGACGUGGACCUGGACAAGAUCGCAGAGCAGCUGGAGGGUUACUCCGGAGCUGACAUCACUAAUGUGUGCAGAGAUGCUUCUCUGAUGGCGAUGAGGCGCAGGAUCGAGGGUCUCACCCCAGAGGAGAUCCGUAACCUUUCCCGCGACGAGAUGCACAUGCCAACCACCAUGGAGGACUUUGAGUCAGCUCUGAAGAAAGUCUCCAAGUCUGUCUCAGCUGCUGACCUGGAGAAGUACGAGAAGUGGAUUGAAGAGUUUGGAUCCUGCUGAGAAGAAUGUGUAAAGAGUUCUUUUAGUGACUUUUUUGCUGAACUGUUUCUGAGUCAGUCUGGAUGGAUGUUUGUAACAUGAGGUAAAUUUCACAUAGCUGCACUUCUUUUGUACAUAAUGGUCAGUCUCAGUGUGAACUUUAGACUGGCCUCUUAAGCUUGCAGCAACAUGUUUUAUUCAGUAGCAAAACUGUUUCUAGUUUCAUCUUUGUACAGAUCUGUCAGUGAAUUAACUGACAGCCAAUCACAUUACUUGUUUUCAAUUUCACUUUGUUUUUUGAGACCAUUUCCAUUUUGUGUUUUAGACCAUGUCCAUUUCUAUCAAUGCAACACUAAAAAUGUUCCUAUAAAUGUAUACCUUAUUGUUGAACUAAAUGUAAGAGGCACUUUAUCUAGUCAUUUUUCCAUGCCAUCUUAAUAUCCCCCUGGUUUAGGUGUGUUGGAAGGACCAACUUCAUUUGGCCCGUGACGUUCUUGGACUAGUGAUGCUGUAGUUCUUGCAUUUAAAAAGUCUGUCCAUCUACCAGUGGGUAGUUAGUGUAUAUCUUAUCCAGUUAAAACUGGUUUAGACUGAAAGCACGUUGCAUAUAGUUUUGGCCCAUCCAAAUCUUAGAAAACGCAUCCUAAAAGUCCAAUCAUUGUAAGGUUGUCUAGGGAAACCAGUCCAUACAUGCAAACAGUGCGACGAUGGAAAAGAAACGCUCGACUUUUAACAGGAAAAGCCACCAGCAGAACCAGGGUCGCAUUGAGAGUCCAUUUCUAUGGACCAGCUGGGAGUUUUGAGGACAGGAAAGAUGAUCACAGAAGCAUUGGGUCAGAUGUUCUUUCUAUUGGAAUUAAAACAGAACAAAAAGUUGACGGUUUCAACAGCAAAUACAGGUUCAUUUCAAUAAACUGGAAUAUCAUAGAAAUUUCAA
Molecule: messenger RNA, 2554 nt
Organism: Girardinichthys multiradiatus
Lineage: Eukaryota; Metazoa; Chordata; Actinopteri; Cyprinodontiformes; Goodeidae
Gene: katna1
Product: katanin p60 (ATPase containing) subunit A 1
Exons: 11
Coding region: 184-1638 (484 amino acids)
Biological process (GO): microtubule severing
Cellular component (GO): microtubule cytoskeleton
Molecular function (GO): microtubule severing ATPase activity; ATP hydrolysis activity; ATP binding
Source: RefSeq, a predicted model, not a curated record